This is a messenger RNA of Pomacea canaliculata, 2380 nucleotides long. RefSeq names its product E3 ubiquitin-protein ligase TRIM33-like. Bases 487 to 2139 code for a protein of 550 amino acids. Lineage: Eukaryota; Metazoa; Mollusca; Gastropoda; Architaenioglossa; Ampullariidae. The transcript is spliced from 7 exons. Gene Ontology annotation, molecular function: zinc ion binding. The record is from RefSeq and is a predicted model, not a curated record.
AUAUAUAAUGUUUUUGAACGAGGUUCAACAGAAAUAGAUAGAGGUCACUGUAUAUGUACAAAAGAAUUUUUAAAAAGUAAUCGCUGUAAUCUAAGCCAAUUUCUCUAAAAUAAAAUAAAAAAAGGAACGAAACGAAAAGUGGAUUGAACUACUGUAACGGGAAUUCCCAGAUUAGUAGAUGUAAUUCUUAUAAACGUCACGUGACUUGAUUCUUAUUUUCACUGCUCCGCCUGUCGUGAUAGCGAGAAUUCGUUGUGAAAGAAAACGUUUUGGACAUUUCAGUCUGGAAUAUUGAGGUAUACUGUCCGGCCAGGCAGUCAACCCUCACCUAACUCGUUCAUUAGAAGGAGAGGCAGUAAGUAAACAGUAUCAUAACAUUGCAAUACACCGCAUAUCGUCAACACAUUCACAGGUGUCCGGGUCAGUGGAUACAGCAAACCGCCAUCUUUGUGAGCUACAGUGUGACUCAGUAACUUAGAAUCCAGGAUGGCUGAGCCACACGAAAGAGAGUGUGCUGUGUGCACGAAUGACUUCACAACACCAAAGAUUCUACCCUGUGGUCAUCUCCUGUGUCGAGAAUGUGUCAUUUCCUGGAUGGAUUCCAAACCUGAUGCCGGGUGUCCGCUGUGUAGAUGUCCUAUAGUAGAGCAGUCAGAUGGAAGUUCGUCCGCCACUGUUGACGCCCUGCCGACAGACUUUGUGAUGGAAGCGCUGGUGGAGAGCGCUCGUGUGCUGAGUAAAGAUCACCUUUGUUGUGUGUGUGAGGACGUCAGGGCGGACUUCAUCUGUAUGCAGUGUCAGGAUAUGUUGUGUUCAGCGUGUACGAAAGUACACAAGAAGAUGUCGGCGACUCGCAGUCACGAUGUGGAGAGUCUCAGCACUGUGACACCUGAACGUCUGGCUGCCAGCCGCCAUGCACUGUGUGCUGACCACGGCGACAAACAGGUGGACAGCUUUUGCUUGUAUCACCGACUUGCCGUCUGCAAAUCCUGUAAGGUUCAGAAACACAGUAGAUGUUUAAAAGUAAGCGAUUUUGAUUUUGAAAUACAUUCAGCUGAAAACUCACUUACCCACCUAACAAAGAUUUUGGUAGAAGCGGAGCAGAAGCUAGAGCAGGUUAUAGGUCAGGUGACGUCACGCCUACAGGAGGUUGAUGUCAGCGAACAAGAAGACAUGGCGCAAGUAGACAAGACAUGUGACCGUCUUCAGAAGCUGGUGGAAGAUUUCCGUAUGAGGUUGAUGGAAAAGACACGUACGUCACAUCUGCAAAUCAGGAAUACAUUACGUGACGUCAAGACUGCCCUGAGCAACCGUGUAGGGAAGGUGACGUCACACAAACACAUUGUGAUGCGAACCACGGCAGUGUCACCACGUCCUGCACUGAUACACAUGACACAGGCUCUGACAGACAGGGUCAACAGCCUUGACCUCAGCUUUGACUUGAAACAAGUGGUGUGGGAGAAGCCCUUUUCAAGUGCAGAAUGGAGUCAAGAAGUUGUGGGUCGGAUAAAAGACGAGCUCCUGAAAUUGGAGGAGCUGAAGACUAAGUUUAAAAAAAAGAGUUCCUUCGCAAGCUGCUCGUUCAAAGUGGAAACGACUGUUAAGCAAAUCAAGUUGAAUGCACCUCCACCAGUCUUUGUGUUCCACGACAACUGCGGAAACAACAUUCGUCUGACGAACGGUAACAGGACAGCGGAGAAAAAAAUGCAGCAGGCCUUCUGUAACGCGGUGGUCGUGUCACGUGACCCUAUGUUAGCGAACGUCUUGUAUGAAGUCAGAGUGGACUCAGUAACAGAUAAGGAAAACUAUCUAGAACUGGGUGUGACACGAAAUUCUCCUGCACACGUCAGUGUGACACAUUCGUCUGCAUACGUGAAAGACUCCGUUAUAAUCGCGCCUGGUAAGGUCUGCUACCAGCAAGAACGUGUGCCGAUACCGCUCGCAAAUGAACUUAAGGGACUUAAAGUCGGGAGUCGAGUCGGGGUACUGGUGACCUCAUCCAACGACCUUCACCUCUACAUCAACGGACAGGACCUGGGCGUUGCAGCAAACAAUGUCACACAACCCUGGUUUGCUGUCUUUGAUAUUGGCAGUUUAGUUAAUCAGGUGACAGCCCUACCUACAUCUUGGAGAACAUAAAGAAUAUCAGAAAACAAGAAGGCUGAGAGAAUAAAACUAGAAUAUUUUUGUGAUCGAGGAUGACACCAACCUGUGCGUUGAUAUUACCAAUGAGAGUUCCAGUGAAUUUGUUUCGUCAACCUGAUUGAAGAGACGUGGGAUGAUAUAUUAUUUUAAUCAGUAUAAUAUAUUGUGUAAACACUACGAAAGUAUACACAUACGUGCUCCUGUAAAUUUUUUAAAUACAUUGAAUCGAACUUUG